Knipowitschia caucasica is the source of this 546-nucleotide messenger RNA. The record is from the annotation of a GenBank genome assembly. Lineage: Eukaryota; Metazoa; Chordata; Actinopteri; Gobiiformes; Gobiidae.
AUGUCCUGUGAGCUCUGGAACGGUCGCCGGGAGCAGUGGCGUGCGCCUGUAAUCCAAGCUACCGGGAGGCUGAGGCUGGAGGAGCGGUUGAGCUCAGGAGCUUUGAGCUGCAGUGGACUAUGUCGAUCGGGUGUCCGCACUAAGUUCGGUAUCGAUAUGGUGCUCCUGGGGGAGCCUGGGACCACCAGGUCGUCUAAGGAGGGGUGCACCGGCCCAGGUCGGAAACGGAGCAGGUCAAAGCCCCCGUGCCGCUCAGUAGUGGGAUCGCGCCUGAGCACUACGCACCGGGACACCACCUGCAGGAGGAAACAGCGCAAAGACCGGGACGACGCUCACAAAGCCUCCGAGGAGUCUGCAGGAGACCAGGAGUACGCUUUCAGAGCGAGCGAGGGGUCUGCAGGUAAAGCCCAAAUGUCCCGUGAGCUCUGGAACGGUCGCCGGGAGCAGUGGCGUGCGCCUGUAAUCCAAGCUACCGGGAGGCUGAGGCUGGAGGAGCGUUUGAGCUCUGAGCUGCAGUGGACUAUGUCGAUCGGGUGUCCGCACUAA